Ricinus communis (castor bean) is the source of this 2846-nucleotide messenger RNA. RefSeq names its product two-component response regulator-like APRR5. The transcript is spliced from 8 exons. The record is from RefSeq and is a predicted model, not a curated record. Gene Ontology annotation, biological process: cytokinin-activated signaling pathway; regulation of flower development; phosphorelay signal transduction system. NCBI's taxonomy places the organism in Eukaryota, Viridiplantae, Streptophyta, Magnoliopsida, Malpighiales, Euphorbiaceae. Gene Ontology annotation, molecular function: protein binding. Gene Ontology annotation, cellular component: nucleus. The coding region runs from base 181 to 2241 and encodes 686 amino acids.
AUUUUAGAUAUUUUAAGUUUUUAACAGUGUAUUCUUUUUCUAUACAACUGAUGAUUUUUUUAGAUGAGAUUUUGCUUCAGCUAACAAGAACAAGAAAACAGAGAAGAGAAGAAGAGAGUCAGUGUUAAGGUCAUUAUUUUAAUUACUAUUAUCACUAUUAUCAUCAUCUUUAUUAUUGUUAUGGGAGAAGUAAUGAUUAGCAACGAAGAAAUGGAAGUGAGAACAGAGAGUGAGACAGAGAGGAAAAAGGAGAAAGAAGAAAAUGAAGAAGAAAUGGAGGAGACAAAUAAGAAGAAGAAGAUGGUGAUGAGAUGGGAGAAAUUGUUGCCAAGAAUGGUAUUGAGAGUAUUAUUAGUUGAAGCUGAUGAUUCUACCAGGCAGAUUAUUGCUGCUCUUCUUAGGAAAUGUAGCUACAAAGUUGCCGCUGUUCCUGAUGGCUUAAAGGCAUGGGAGAUGCUCAAAGGAAAACCCCAUAAUAUAGACCUCAUUUUGACAGAAGUGGAAUUACCUUCAAUAUCUGGAUAUGCCCUUCUUACACUAAUUAUGGAGCAUGAGAUUUGCAAAAACAUACCAGUUAUAAUGAUGUCCUCACAAGAUUCAGUUAGUACAGUUUACAAAUGCAUGAUGCGAGGUGCAGCUGACUAUUUGGUUAAGCCGAUAAGGAAAAAUGAACUGAGAAAUUUGUGGCAGCAUGUAUGGAGAAGACAAUCUUCUCUAGCCAGAGAAAAUGGUCCCCAAGAGGAAAGUGUUGGACAGGAUACGGCUGAGGCUACUUCUGAAAAUAAUCCUGAGAGUAAUCAUUCAAGUGGUGACGUGGCUCGUCUUCAAAAUAAUAAAGAUUUUGAGAAAGGGAGUGAUUCUCAGAGACUGCAUGUUUGCUGUCUCGUGCAGAGUUCUUGCACAAAGCCAGAUUUGGAAGCUGAGAGUGCCGCUGUGGGAAAUGUGCGGGAAAUUUUUCUGCCAGUAUGGGGACCAUUUAUACUGAAUGAUAAAACAAGGCAUAAGGAUGAAGCACGCAUGGAUUGUGGUCAGAAGGUGCUUUUGCAUGAGAAUGAUGCUGGGGGUUCUGCUGUGGCUGCCUGCAAGGAUUCCAACCAAAUGAUUGUGAAUGAGGAUGUUGAGCCAGAAAGUCAAAGAACAAAUGCCAAGAUCACCUAUGAGGCCUGUGACCACAAUUAUUUCUUUGUCAACUCUUCUAAAGAAGCUAUUGAUUUCAUGGGAGCAUCAGCUGGUCACAAGUCUUCAUUGGAUAAUACCAAAAGCAAAUUUGAUUUUGUGCCCCAAUUGGAUCUGUGCUUAACAAGACGCCAUUCAAGUGGCUUUGAGAUUCAAGUUUUAGAAGAUACACGUACUCUCAGGCAUUCCCAUGCUUCAGCAUUUACGCGGUAUAGUAACCGGCCAUUACAGUCCAUACAUACAACAUGGGCUAGUGUUCCUAAUCAGAAAGAACAUGGAGCUUACUCUGAGGGAAAAUUCUCCAGCAAUGUUGGUGGUUAUAAUUCUGAUGUUCCUGGUCCACCACCAAGUACUGCAAGAGCUAUCAUCUCUUUGGCUAAUGGUCAAACUGAAGAGUCUGAAAAGGCAAUUUCAUCCACUCAGCAAAAAGUCUUUCCAGUUAAUGGUGUAGGCUUUAAUAAUCUAUGCACCAGCUAUGGUUCUAUGUUUUCUCCAAUUUUUUGUAAACAACAGUCUGGUGCAUCACCAAUACCCAGUCCAAGUUCAGGCAGCCAGCCGGAGCCCAAUUGUAAAGUGAAUCCAUUUCGGCAGUUCAAUUUCAUAAGUAAUUCUGAAAAUCUCUAUGAUGGAUUGAUCCAAACAGCAAAUGAUACUGCCAACAGAACCCUGCAAAAGCAGGACAAGGAGUUGGAUCCUCCAGAGGAUCGAGGACAUAUUUCUCCUACCACUGAUCAGAGUGCAACUAGUAGCUUCUAUAAUGGUGCUGCAAGUCAUCUUAAUAUGGGUUAUGGAAGCCAUUCUGGGAGUAAUAGCAAUGUUGAUCAGGUUGCUAAUGUCAGGGUUGCUGCAGAGAGAAAAAAUGAAGAAAGUACUUUACAUAACGCAAACUCACAUCGAUCUAUCCAAAGAGAAGCGGCUCUUAAUAAGUUUCGCUUGAAGAGGAAAGACAGAUGCUAUGAGAAGAAGGUGCGCUAUGAGAGUAGGAAAAAGCUCGCAGAGCAGCGUCCUAGAGUAAAAGGACAAUUUGUUCGGCAAGCACACCCAUCCGCAGAAACUGACCAGUAGCAGGGCGAUUCUUUUAUUGGUUAGCUAAUUCAUACUGUUGAUUAGAUGGAAUACAUUUAUUAGAUCUCAGACUUUGGAUUAAUUGUUUCUGCCAUUUGCCUUGUAUAGUAUGAGAAAUGAGUACGAAUGUAACACGAGUUAUCCAUAUCCUUUUUGGAGUAGGUUUGUAGUUUUCUAGAGUAGUCUUUCUUUGUAUAGUUUGUGAAGUUGGACCAAGUCGUGUCUCCCUUUAGAUUUCAAGGUUUUUCAUUCAAAAAUUUCAUAAGCAUGAACUUCAGAGGAAACUAGCUGGUUAAACACUUCUCCUUGCUACCAAUUAGAAUUCGAUUAAGGACUUGGCUUCUUUCUCAACUUGUGCCUUUCUUUUCCCCUUCUAUUUGAGUUGCAAACUAGAUAGUGGUGCUGAAACCUGAAAGGACAUGUUGACUCUUCUUUUACCUUUCGGUCCUCUGUACUUGGUCAAGUACGUUGGUUAUAAAUCUGUAAACUUAUUGUGUUCUUUUUUCUUCAAAAUGUAAACUUAUUGUGUUCAGCUACAGACAAUAUACAUGUUUAUCAGUGUCUAUAUAUUUUACUUGAAUGGAAAGAAAUUGUACCUACGUUUA